AUGAAUGCUGCCGAUAGGUACCAAGAAGAAGCCAAGAAGCAUAUUAGGGCAAAGGUAGAGGAAUUGGCGAACACGAGGAAGGCAGGUCUGAUGCUAAUGGACACUACUGAUACUUACCAAGAAGCGGCAAGGAAGCAAAUUAAGGAGAAGGCGGAGGAGCUGGAGGACGUGAGGAAGGCGGUUGUGGUGCUGAUGAAAGCAGCCAAUGCGUACCAGCAAGAAGCGAAGAAGCAAAUUAGGGAUAAGGUGGAGGAGCUGAAGGUCAUGGGGGCGCAGAAGGUGGAGCUGGAUGCGAGGGUAGAAUCUUUGGAGUCAGAGCUCAGGGCAGCUAUGGCAAAGAACCAGGAAUUGGAGGAUGAUUAUGCUAAGGUGAAGGUUGAAAAUGAUAAGCUUCGAUUGGAGGUUGAGAGGUUCAUGAUGGAAUUAGGAGCAUUGGCGGAGGAGGAAGAUGCAGCAACAAAGGCAUUUGACAUUGAGAAGGAAGAAAUCUUGAUGGAAUUGGAGGACUCUAAGAUCGUGAAGGUGGAGGUAACUCAAGACAACAAGAAUUUGAUGAAGUGUGAAAAUGAUAAGCUUCAGUUGGACGCUUUUGAUAGCGGAGCUUAA
Miscanthus lutarioriparius is the source of this 606-nucleotide messenger RNA. The record is from the annotation of a GenBank genome assembly. NCBI's taxonomy places the organism in Eukaryota, Viridiplantae, Streptophyta, Magnoliopsida, Poales, Poaceae.